AGUGGCCGAGACUUCGUUCUCCGGCCAGCUUGCCUUGCUAGCUGCCAAGCCGUGUCUGCGGCGCUCUCGUUGACAUGUGGGGGCCAUCGGACUCGGACGACAGGACGUGGUGCGCGCUGCUGGUCGGCCGCUCAUCCGUCAAUGUCCCAGGCGCUACGAAGGAGUAGUACGCGACUACAGCGCGUUGAUGAUAUAUAGCAGGCAACCUGCGCUAGCUGCCCGCUGGAGCGGUGUGCGGGCACGUUCGGUUCGCUCGUCGUAUCCUGCCGCCGCGGACCGGACGGCCGCGAAACGACGAGGAGCCGAGAGCGAGGCCGUGACUGCAAGGACGGACGCAACGCACGCACGCCGAUCAGGCUGCCUGCUGCCGCAGUACGUGCCAGGGGUAUUAGGAGAGCUGUCGCGGCCGGCCGUCGCUCCCGAGUAUACAGGGCCGGGUCCGUGAAAACUAUCUAUCCGGCCGGCGGCGUGUGCGGUGUGCCCGGCCGGCCGCCUUCGUUCGACCAUUACUAUCCGAUCGAGUCCAAGGCCAUCUCUCUCGUGCAUCUUUCCGGCCGGUGCACGCAGACGCGCGGGCAAGGACGCGAUGUCCUCCCCUGCCCUCCGUUAAGCAAAUAGGACUAGGAGUACUCGAGUUUGGGUAGGAUUCCUUGUCAAUCAAGAAAAAAAAAAGAGUUUGGGUAGGAUUGCGGCCAAACAGAGGCAGUAAAGGCAGGGAUAAAAUCGACCCCAGAUCCAAUCGACCCCUCCAAUCAAUCCUCAGAUCCAAUCGACUCCCAGGUCGUUUUGUGCCUCCCAAACGUAUCUCGAACCUGUUGUUUUCGCAUCCCUUGUUUCUCCUUUCUCGUCGCCCAUGAGGCUGUUACUCAGGCGGCUUAUGUCCAUGGAUCGGCACCGGCGGCGCCGGUGCAAAAUUCAAGCCGGCAAUGGAUUGAUUGCUUCACAGGACAAACAUAAGGGCUCACCUGGCCAGCAAGGUGGUAGUUGUCAGAUUGGUGAAACAGAAGGGUAUCCAUGGCCAUACCUUCCAGAGGACAUCUGGCGUCAUAUACAUUCGUAAUGCCAUUGCGAGAUGCUGCCCGAGCCGCUUGCGUGUGUCGUGCCUUUCUAUAUUCGUGGAGGAGCUUCCCCAACCUUACUUUCAGUAAGCAAACAUUGGACUUGAAGGCUGGUGGUACCAGGGCUGAAACUAUAAGAGAUUUUGCCAACAGAGUUGAUCACAUUAUGAAGAACCACCUGGGCACCGGCGUGAAGACACUUACGCUUUUUGGUGGUCCAAACAGUGCAAGGCACCAGCGUCGUCUUGACAGUUGGCUUGAGAAGGCUGUAACACCAGGCAUUGAAGAGGUCACCAUUUGUCUGGAUGAACAAUUCACGGCUAAGAAGUACAUGUUCCCGUGCUCCAUUUUAUCCCAUGGGAAUGGAGACUCCAUUCGUCGUUUUAAUCUUGCUCAUUGUGCUUUUCGUCCAACAAUUGGAUUUGGUUGCUUGAGAAGUCUAGCGAGAGUACAUCUGUUUUUUGUGCAUAUUGAAGGGGACGAGUUAGGGUGCUUUCUUUCCAAUUCUUUAGCUUUGGAAUUUUUGUGCCUCGAUAAUUGUUUCAAGUUAGUUUAUGCUAAGAUACCUUCCCUUCAGCGGCUAAACUAUCUGUCAGUAAUUAGUUGCUGCAAACUGAAAGUAAUAGAAAGCAAAGCUCCAAAUCUGUCCAGUUUUCACUUUGAAAGCGAUCACCAUGUACAAGUAUCACUUGGAAAAGCAUUGCAAGUGAAGAAGCUACACAUUAACUGUUGGCUCUGUUUGUGUCAGUGGUGCUGA
Sorghum bicolor (sorghum) is the source of this 1815-nucleotide messenger RNA. RefSeq lists its product as uncharacterized. Lineage: Eukaryota; Viridiplantae; Streptophyta; Magnoliopsida; Poales; Poaceae. The record is from RefSeq and is a predicted model, not a curated record. The coding region runs from base 1015 to 1815 and encodes 266 amino acids. The transcript has a single exon.